Molecule: messenger RNA, 906 nt
Organism: Athalia rosae (coleseed sawfly)
Lineage: Eukaryota; Metazoa; Arthropoda; Insecta; Hymenoptera; Athaliidae
Gene: Spase25
Product: signal peptidase complex subunit 2
Exons: 3
Coding region: 99-692 (197 amino acids)
Biological process (GO): protein targeting to ER
Cellular component (GO): membrane; signal peptidase complex
Source: RefSeq, a predicted model, not a curated record
GGCUGGUGGUCAAUUUUCACCUGAACAAAAUAGCAAAUUUAGACUAGUUUACAACCAAACAGCCGCUUCGAAUAUAAGGUAGAUAUUUAUCCUGUAUAAUGUUCGAAAUGGCCGCAAAAAAAGACCAAAAGGAUGAAGCAUUGCCCAUCAAAGUUAACAAGUGGGACGGCUCGGCAGUCAAGAACGCUCUUGACGAUGCGGUGAAGAAUAUAUUGACCGAAAAGUACAACUACGUAGAAAAUUUCUCUCUGCUCGACGGAAGGUUGGCUCUUUGUAGCAUCGCUGUGGGUAUUGCGAUAGUAGCUCUUCUGUGGGACUACAUGAACCCUUUCCCGGCAUCAAAACAUGUCCUGGUCAUUUGCGUCUCCGCGUACUUUAUCGUCAUGGGUAUCCUGACACUUUACACAACCUACAAGGAAAAGGGAAUAUUCGUUGUUGCAGCCCAAAGAGAUCCGGCAGGAUUUGACCCUGAGUUGGUGUGGGAGGCUAGUUCCUACCUAAAAAAAUACGACGACGAGUACCACCUGGUACUUUCAGUGAGAGACGAGAAGGCUGGAACGUCAAAUGAGACGUCAGUUAAAAAUUCUGUAGCAAAAUUUAUCGACAGCAACGGGAUCGUUAUUCCAAGACUGGUCGAAGCUAUGGUCGAUAGCAUGCUCUACAGUUUGACCGCGAAUCGUAAGGAUAAGUGAAUAGUUCUCACCAGUAUUUUGUUGGCGGGUAAACCGAUGAAACCUUCCCUCAUUCCAAGCUCAGCAUUCUUGCCAAUUCGUUUGACAAAGUAUGUAUUUUCGCUAUAGAAGCUAAGAAAAGACUAAAUUCUAGAAAAAAUAACUCUGUAUAAUCUCAACAUCUAGUUCUGGAACGAGGCGAUCAUUCUGAAUAAAUAAUUUUCUUGAAAUAAAA